AUGCGCGCAUUUCCGGCGCGUCGGAUAUCCGCCACCCAAAAAAGAUUGGCGAAUGGUGGAACACUCGCUUAUAUCACCAAUUUCAGAUUUCACACCAAUCGGUUUUGGGUGCUGGUGGUGGUGGUGGCGACGACGACGACGACGACGACGAUUCCGCGCGCACACAAUUUGGGCGUGGCCAGCCAAUCAGCGACGAGCGGCGGCGAUUGGUGGGCGUGGCCUCCGAGACAGCCGCCGCCGCCGCCGCAUCAGACUCACCACUACUACUCAUCGAGCACUACUAGUGCGAGUUUCUGGCAAAAAUCAUCAUCAUCGCAACCAAUGGCCGCCAACAUUUGCGUUCGCGGCGGUUUCGAGCGCUUCAUCUCGCCGCCGGGACCAUCCGAACACGAGAUGGUCCCUGUCGGCGCCGCCGCCGCGACGAACGCCGAUUUCUGGUCGGACGAUGGCGGCGACAAAUUCGGUCUCGAGAUUAUGCCGCCGCCGACACCGCCGCCGCAGCCAAAAAUCGUCGAUCGCUUCAUUCUCCGCGUGAAUCCGAAUUUGGAGUUCCACGCAAACUGUUUAAAGUGCGUCGAAUGCAAUUGCCAGCUGGACGAGCACACGACGGCGUUCGUCAAAAAUGGCCGAACCUAUUGCCGACAGGACUAUAUGAGGCUAUUCUCGACGAAAUGCGCGCGUUGCGCCAACACCUUCGAACGCACCCAAUUGGUGAUGCGAGCCGGCUGCCACGUCUUCCACAUGGAGUGCUUCUGCUGUUUCGGAUGCGAGAAGCGCCUUCAGACCGGCCAAGAAUUUCAUAUAAAAAACAAUCGACUGUUAUGCCGCGCCGAGUGCGAUAUGAUGACGGACCCGAUGGUCCCCGAAUUCAAAAACAACAACAACAACAAUUCGCUAGCGUCGACGUCGUUCGACGAUGAUUCAUGGGAGACGUCGACGCUGACAUCAUUGGACAAUCACACGACGAGUCCGCCAUUAUCGCCCAAGUCCGAUGGAAUGCGAACGCCGGUGUACACGGGCGGCGCGCACAACAACAACAACAACAACAGCUCAGGCGCGAGCUCAAGCGGAAGUUCGGGCAAAAAGAAGAAAGACAAACAGACGACAAGGGUUCGAACGGUGCUCAACGAGAUGCAGCUGAAAAUCUUGAAGGACUGCUAUGUGCAGAAUUCGCGACCCGACGCGAUGCUCAAAGAGCGGCUCGUCGAAAUGACAGGUCUCAACGCUCGCGUGAUUCGCGUGUGGUUCCAGAACAAACGAUGCAAGGACAAGAAGCGUCAGAUUCAGAUGCACGAGUCGCGGCUCAACAGCGAACGGGAGGACGUGCUGAAUCGCGUUCGCGUCAACGGCAUCGGACCAUUGAUGGUCGCCGCGCCGACAACCCACAUCGAUUCGAGCCUACCGCCGCCGAUGGACAUUCAACAUUAUCCGCAAUGGUCGACGGGCUUCGCCGGCCAACAGCCGCCGCCGCCACAGCCACAGCCGACUGCGCCAAUGAUGUACGACACCACAACGGACAUGACAUUCGGCCUAGGCGGCGGCAGCGGACCAUCGACAACAUUUCCCGAUUUCUCGCCAAAAUCGCCAAAAUCGGAGGCAAACGAGCCGCAAACCGACAACACCCAUUUUUCGCCCUAA
Caenorhabditis bovis is the source of this 1638-nucleotide messenger RNA. NCBI's taxonomy places the organism in Eukaryota, Metazoa, Nematoda, Chromadorea, Rhabditida, Rhabditidae. The record is from the annotation of a GenBank genome assembly.